Messenger RNA from Eriocheir sinensis (Chinese mitten crab), 2860 nucleotides. Its product is annotated as proline-, glutamic acid- and leucine-rich protein 1-like. NCBI's taxonomy places the organism in Eukaryota, Metazoa, Arthropoda, Malacostraca, Decapoda, Varunidae. Bases 167 to 961 code for a protein of 264 amino acids. The record is from RefSeq and is a predicted model, not a curated record. The transcript has 3 exons.
GCCACACGGAGCCCCCCCAUCAUCCCGCUCCUCCCAUCGCCCCGCCUAUAUAAGCGGCAAGGCGGCGUGCAGACCCAGUAGCCUGUGUGAUGUCGCGGGUUUCGGGUUCACGCCACUCGCUGCCUCCCGCCCGUUGUGUGUUGGUGAGCUCGUCCCCGCCCAGAGCAUGUUAAAUUUACUGGUUCACGGCGCGGUGCCCUUUGGAUAUGCGCCCACGAUGAACGACAGCGAUUACCACGACCUGCAUCACUACCCUUACCACCACGACAGUCCUCAGCAUCACCACCAUCACCUGAACCGUCGAGAUGUCAACUGGCAGAGGGUUGACUACACGCGAGAUCAGCUCCCCCUGCCUGACUUGAUUCCGUGCAACACCCCGCCCCCCUCACCCCUCCGACGCACCCGCUCCUGCCAUGCCUUCUUCCCGGACACCCCCCCGCCCUCACCCCACCUGCCCCCCACGCCCCCGCUCACCCCAGCCUCCCCCAGACCAACGGAGGGGGCGAUAGGUGCGACUGGGGAGAAUAACCAGGCGGGGAGGCAAGAUGAGGACCCCCUACCCCGUGUGUCUCCCCCCCUCCAGCCGCUCUCCUGGCCAAUCCCCUGCCGCCCCCGCCCCCCCAUGGCCCCGCGGGAGGAGGCGAGUGGGGGGGAGGAGGGGGAGGAGCGGCAGACAUGGCGGCGUAUCGGCGCUGACCUGAGGAAGAUCGCUGACCAGUUCCAGGUGACCCACGCGAAGGUGAGAACGAAGAGAACCAGGAAGGAGGAGAAGAAGGAGAAAGAGAACCAGGGAGACGAAGACGAGGGGGAAGAGGACAAAGAGGACGACAACAAGAGGGAGGAGAAGGAAGAAGAGGAGCAGGUGGAGGGAGCUGUGAGUAUUUCCAUCCCAGCAGCUCUUACCAGGUGCCUCUCUGCCUCCCUCCUUCUGCUGGUCUGUUGGCGCCUCGUGAGCAAGUAAGGUAGAUCGGAAUCCCUUUAGGAGGCACAACGGAGGGGAUAAAGAAUUGAGUCCUCCGUUUGGGGGUUCAAGACGGCACCGAGACUUAUUAAAAGGAUUCGAUUGUGGUUAGAAGUGGAUCAGAAUCAAAAGCUUAAAAGAAAAAGUCCUUCGCGGCUCAACCAUUCAAAAUACUCAACCUCCUUCAGUGUUUCAAGACCGUACAAGAAAUUCAAAUUUUGGCCGUGCUGGGAUUCCUAAAACGCCAGAAAACAAAGCAUAGGAUUGCAUGCCCUAAAAUCCUAUGUAAGACGACCCGAGAGCAGGAAAGACCGAAUCCAACUCCCUCAAGAAGAUUCAGGAUUACGGUCAUCCACCACCUCUGGGAUUCUGUGCAAGGCGACGCAAGAGCAAGAAAAAACGAAGGAAUCCAACUCCCUCAAGAAGAUUCAGUCGAGGUCUUGAGGAGGUUACACUUAUCCACCACCUCGUAAGACUUGAUUGGAGGACAGGUUCAAGACACGUUCAGGAGUGGAGCAAGACCAUCCUUAAGCUGCCCCAAUCAACCUAAUCACAAGACAUUUCCAUGAUCUCCCUCCCGCCCCUUCCAAAUACCACUGCCACCCAUUUCUCCCCUCACUGCCAUUACCGCCUCCCCACCAUUCCCCUUGACACCCCCUCCCUUCAUCUGACCCUUUUCCUCCUAUACUUGAAUCCACUAACCUGUCUUUUUUCCUCUCCAUCCCUUUUUUGUCUCUCUUCCUUGAAUCCUUUCCUCCACUCCUACCCAUAAGUCUUCCCUCCUAUUCGAAUCCAAUGACCUAUAUCUUUCCCCUUUCCCUCCCUUUUCCUUUUCUCUCCUCCUUCCUUUCCUUACCCUCCAAUCCUACCCAAAAAUGUCUUUCAAUUGAUGAUAUUCCCUCCAGUCUCUUCCACCUCUUCCCUUCCCUCCACCUCCUUCGACUUUCCUCCUCCCUCUCACAGAAGGAGGAGGAGGUGGAGGCGGAAGGAUAAUAUGACAGGAGGAUAAUUAAGACCCUGUUCCCUCCUUUUCCCUCUUGUUUUCUUACCUCUCUGUUACUCUCUUUCCCCCUCUACCUUCUCCUCACAACCCUAACUCAACACCUUACCUGGACAACCUGAUAAUUAAGGUGUAUGAGUUUACCUUACCUUACCUUAAUCCCUCCCCAAAUUACGUAACCCCCCCCUACACCCCCCACAUACACACUACCGCCCCUGACUUUGCGGGCGAAUACCUUGGUUUAGCUUUACGAAGGGAAACUGACGGAUCUCACUACCCAAUAGUAUUUUGUAAGCUUUUAUAUAUAGUAGCGUUAAGGACCACCGAGAACCACUGCCGGUGAGCCUUCCUUCUCCCCCCCCCCCUCUGCCUCACCUCAAGGAUUUAAUGGAGGGAAGAUGGAGGGCUGUACAGGUACGCGGUGAGGGGAGGUAAGGGCGAUGGGCUUCGGUUGGUUGGAUGUAUACUGUAAAUUCCCCUUACUCUACCCCAUCAUUCCUCCCCUCCCCUCUCCCAUUCCUUGCUGUAAAUUCCCCUUCCCCUCCCCUCUCCCAUUCCUUGCUGUAAAUUCCCCUUCCCCUCCCCUCUCCCAUUCCUUGCUGUAAAUUCCCCUUCCCCUCCCCUAUCAUUCCUCCCCCCUUCUCUUCCAUUCCUUGCUGUAAAUUCCCCUUCCCCUCCCCUAUCAUUCCUCCCCCCUUCUCUUCCAUUCCUUGCUGUAAAUUCCCCUUCCCCUCCCCUCUCCCACUCCUCUACCGGGGUCUCCAUUUCCUUCACUUCCUGUUUGCCUUUCCCUUUCAUUCUGUCUCCUCUUUUCCUCCUUUUACUCUCCCUCCUACCCUUCCCUUAUCUACCCAUUCCUGCUCUUCCCCAUUUUACUGCCCUGACCCUCCUCCUCCUCC